UCACAAUCUUCAAGUAAAUAAUGACUGGACUUCGACUUCGUCAAUUAGAGGAUUAUCUACAGCAACUGGAUGUGUUUGAAAACCCAAAAGUCACACUCGAGCAAUAUGCCACCAGUGCACAUAUUGCUGCACAUUUGUUGUACACUGCACAGUCGCAGUUUGACGAUAUAAAAGGUAAAAGCGUGGCUGAUCUGGGUUCUGGAUGUGGUACAUUGUCGUUAGGUGCAAAGAUGCUUGGUGCUGAAUAUGUACUUGGAUUUGAGAUAGAUUCUGAGGCAGUUGAUAUACAACAUAGAAAUUGCAGUGACAUCGAACUUUUUGUUGAAGUCGUACAGUGUGAUGUGUUGCAAUAUUUACCAGGAAAAUUUCAAAAAUACUUUGAUACUGUUAUAAUGAAUCCACCCUUUGGUACUAAAAACAACGCCGGCAUUGACAUAAAGUUCCUGGAAGCAGCAAUCAGGCUUUCGUCUAAUGCGGUUUACUCUCUGCAUAAAAGCAGCACACGAGAUUACGUUCUAUCAAAAGCGACACAGCUCGGCGCAAGAGGAACAGUGAUAGCUGAACUCAGAUACGAUUUGCCGAGGGCUUACAAAUUUCACAAAAAAGCGUCUGUCGAUAUUCAGGUGGAUUUUAUACGAUUUGAAUUAAAGCGUUAAUUCAUUUAAAAAAAAAAAA
Messenger RNA from Acromyrmex echinatior (Panamanian leafcutter ant), 675 nucleotides. Its product is annotated as Methyltransferase like 5. The record is from RefSeq and is a predicted model, not a curated record. Gene Ontology annotation, molecular function: rRNA (adenine-N6-)-methyltransferase activity; nucleic acid binding. Lineage: Eukaryota; Metazoa; Arthropoda; Insecta; Hymenoptera; Formicidae. Gene Ontology annotation, biological process: rRNA methylation.